GAAGUGCGCAUGCUCACUUGCGCCACUCACAAGAUCACAUUCGACGCUGGCCUAAGAAGCUGAGGAUCGACUUUUGUCACAAGAGGACGGUUUAUAAGAGCUUAUUGCAAAUAAUAAUUACGAUUGCAUAGUAUGAUGCAUCUGGUCACAACUGAAGUUGAUAGGAGACGUAUUUUUUAACUACUUUCGCAGCUGGCGAUGUGGGACCCCUCGUCUUGAGAGUCAUUUUGGGCCUAAACUACGGCUUGAAAUUGUUGUCAGAUCAAAUUUAGCAGAGAGAUCUUUCCAUAGAUCGUAAAAUAUCACGUUCAAGAUGUUGCAGCAAAGACUACAGCAUAUCGUUGUAGGCCUAAGGAAUAGAAAUGAUGAAAUUCGGACGAAAUUCGCACAAGAGCUUCAACAUUUUGUCACCACCGAGCUCAGAGAAGCAUACGCGGAACAGCAAUACCUCCAACUGAUGGACGAUUUGAUACACCAAAUUUCGGUUUUUGUUCAAAGCAGUGAUGCAAAUGAGAAAAAAGCAGGGAUUCUGGCAAUAGUGAGUUUAAUUGGGGUGGAUGGAGGAAAUGCAAACAGAACUUCACGUUUUGCAAAUUAUUUGCGUAAUAUGCUCCCUUGCAAUGAUGUUGGUGUGAUGGUAAUGAGAGCAAAGGCAGUUGGAAAACUUGCGCAAGUUGGUGGAACAUUUUCUGCAGAUUAUGUUGAGUUUGAAGUCAAACGAGCUCUUGAAUGUCUUGCUGGUGAUAGAAAUGAAGGAAGAAGGCAUGAUGCAGUUCUUGUGCUGAAGGAGCUUGCUGUCAAUGCACCUGCUUUCUUCUUUCAACAUGUUCAGUCAUUCUUUGAUAACAUUUUCAGUGCAAUCAGAGAUCCAAAGCCUGCAAUAAGAGAGGGGGCUGUAGAGGCACUUAGAGCUUGUUUCGCAAUUAUCACUCAGAGAGAGACAAAAAAGAACCAUUUUGUUCAUUGGUAUCAGCAAGUAUACGAAGAAGCAAAGCGUGGCUUUGAAGAUACUUCUAGUACAAGAGAGAAAGGGGUCGUAUUGACUAAGGAGGACAAAGCUCAUGGCUCAUUGUUGGUUAUACAAGAACUUGUGCGCAAUGGCUGUAGCGAAGGAGAGCGACUCAGACAGCAAAUGGAAGAGAUAUACAGUGAUAAUCCUGUACGAAAUACCACUGGUCCUGAAAUUUCAUGGUCCUCAAAGAGCGGAAAGUUUCUUUCCCAAGGAAGCCAACAUCAGCGAUCAUUGCUGCCUUUAUGGAACAAUCCCGCACACAACAUGCCGCAUUCCCACAGCCGGUACUGCAAGGAAUUCAUGGAUGAAAAGUUCGUCGAGGUAUCGACACUCGUCAUGAAACACAGAGCUUCGAGAAACAUCCUUGUCCAACAAACGCUACUGACACUACUCCCACAACUGGCUGCAUUCAAGCCAAGCACUUACGUCAAAUUGCAUCUUAGCGAUACAAUCAUUUAUAUGAAUCAAUGUCUGAGUCGAAAGGAAAAAGAAAGAUCUGCUGCCUUCGAAGCCAUCGGUUUACUUGCUGUUGCUGUCAAAAGUGACAUUAUUAGAUUUUGGAGGAAAUGGAAAAAUGUUUUGGAGCAUAUCAAAAACUCGUUGCCGAGCAAAGAUUUAGGACACAAACGCAAGCCUGCCUCCGUCGACCCAAUGAUAUUUGCUUGUGUCAGCAUGAUUGCCAGAGCUGUUGGACAAAAAAUGGCGACAAAAGACUCUAUUUUCAAAGAAAUCAUCGAUCAAAUGCUGGGUGUUGGUUUAAGUCCUGCUCUUACCGCAUGUCUCAGAGAUCUUGCUGGUCUCAUACCAACAUCAAAGAAACAUAUUCAAGAUGGGCUUCUAAAUAUUCUGUCAAACAUUUUGAUGCAUGUUCCUCUGCGUCACCCUGGAAUGCCAAAGAAUACUGCACCGACUCCGACGCCGUCGAGCUCCUCUCACUUCAGUUUUUCUGACGAUGACAUCACCAUGACAACUUUAGCCCUAAGGACACUCGGGACAUUUGAUUUUGAAGGACACACCCUGACAAAGUUUGUCACGCAUUGUGCCGACAAUUUUCUAUCCAGUGAACACAAGGAAAUCCGAAUGGAGGCCGUGAGAACCUGUUCAUGCUUGCUAACUCCAACGCCACAUCCAAUGGUCGUGCCAAGCAAAAAUGUGCAUCAGUAUCCGCUAAGUGCUGCUAGUACCCAAGUGGUCUCCGAGGUGUUAAGCAAGCUUUUGACAGUAGGAAUCACAGAUCCCGAUCCAGAUAUCAGAUACUGCGUUCUUGCUUCUUUGGAUGAAAGGUUCGAUGCACAUCUUGCUCAGGCUGAGAACCUUCAGGCCUUGUUUGUGGCUUUGAAUGACGAAGAAUUUACAAUAAGAGAGCUUGCUCUUAGCUCCAUCGGGAGACUUAGCAGCUACAAUCCAGCGUACAUCCUUCCCUCCUUGAGAAAGACUUUGAUUCAGCUUUUAACCGAACUUGAGUACAGUGGCAUUGGACGAAAUAAAGAACAAAGUGCGCGGAUGUUAGGCCACCUUGUAACAAAUGCCCCAAGACUUAUCAAGCCGUACAUGGAACCCAUUCUCCGGGCCUUGAUUCCAAAGCUGAAGGAUCAAGAUCCAAAUCCUGGUGUGGUUACCAGUGUUUUGCAGACUAUUGGAGAUUUAGCCCAGGUUAGCGGAUGUGAGAUGAGAAAGUAUGUUGACGAACUGUUCACGGUGAUAAUUGAAAUGCUGCAAGAUGCAUCAUCAUUAGUCAAAAGAGAGGUAGCACUUUGGACAUUUGGUCAACUGGUUGAAAGCACCGGAUAUGUCAUAGAACCGUACAGAAAAUACCCAAAUUUGCUUGAAGUUCUUUUGAAUUUCCUGAAAAAUGAGCAAUCUCCUGGAAUUCGAAAAGAGGCCAUACGAGUUCUUGGGUUGCUUGGGGCACUCGAUCCCUACAAGUAUAAGCAGAUUCAAACCGGAAGUAUUGUUGACUCAUCAUCAACUCCAAUCAGCUCGCCCAUUGGAAAAUCGGCCGAUGCAAGUGACCAAGGUGAAACAAGCACAAGUGAAAUGUUGGUUGCCCUGGGAACAGCUCAGUUAGACGAGUUCUAUCCAGCAGUAGCGAUUGGAGCACUGAUGAGGAUAAUGAGAGACCCCGCCCUCAGCACCCAUCACAACACUGUGAUACAGGCCGUACAGUUUAUCUUCAACAGCCUCGGUAUGAAAGGUGUUCAGUAUCUGCCACAGCUUAUGCCUUCAUACUUGAACGUAAUUCGAACUUGUGACACAAUUUUCAGAGAGUACAUGUUGCAGCAGUUGGGUAAGAUGAUUUUCGUUGUGAGGCAGCAUAUCCGCAACUACUUGGAUGAAAUUGCAGCCCUUAUCAAAGAGUAUUGGACUGUCAACAGUCCUGUGUCAUUGCAAAGUACUAUAAUUUUGUUGGUUGAACAAUUGGCGGUGGCGUUGGGUGGAGAGUUCAAACUUUAUCUUCCACAAAUUGUGCCGCAAAUGUUGAAGGUGUUCGUGCAUGACAACAGCCCCAAACGAGUGGUUACUGGCAAGCUGCUAAAGGCCAUCCAGAAGUUUGGGCCUAGCUUUGAUGACUACCUUCACCUUUUGAUUCCGCCUGUGGUAGUGUUAUUCGAUUCAGUUGAUACACCCUUGCAAGUUCGAGAGGCUGCUCUUCAGACAUUAGAGAAGCUUUGUGACUCGGUAGACCUUCGAGAAUUUUCAUCACGUAUAAUCCACCCGCUGGUCCGCGUAUUAGACACUGUGCCUGAAUUACGAUCAAUUGCAAUGAACGCACUGGCAGCUUUAGUGAUGCAGCUUGGAAGAAAAUACGGAAUAUUCAUCCCGACAGUCAGUAAGGUUCUCGACAAGCACAAAAUUCAGCAUCAGAGAUACGAUUGCAUGGUGGCCAAGAUCCAAAAAGGCAGCAUUUCGCUCGACUAUGAAACGGAUCCUCUGCUACGUCACAAAAGCGCCAAAGCAGCGGCUGCGGAUGAUUCUUCAACUCAAAACCAAAGUGAAUCCGUCAGACGUUUGCCCAUGAGCGCUAAUACUCUGCAAAGGGCUUGGGUGGCAGCUCGCCGUGUUUCUCGUGACGAUUGGACUGAGUGGCUUCGUAGAUUGAGUGUCGAGUUGCUUAAAGAAUCGCCGUCUCCAAUCUUGCGAUCUUGUCAAGUGCUGGCUCAGGAAUAUAACCCUUUAGCAAGGGAUCUUUUCAAUGCAGCUUUUGUAUCAUGUUGGUCAGAGUUGCAAGAAGAUCAGCAGGAUGAGCUUGUCGGAAGUUUGGAACAGGCCCUCAAGUCGCAAAAUAUCCCAGAAAUCACCCAAACGCUGCUCAACUUAGCAGAGUUUAUGGAACAUUGUGACAUCAAGGGAUCCUUUACACUGAAUAUAGAAUUGCUUGGUCAAUGUGCCACAAAAUGUCGUGCAUAUGCCAAGGCUCUUCAUUACAAAGAAGAAGAAUUCAUCACGAAGGAAGCCACCACCGACACCCUGGAAUCUUUGAUCAGCAUCAAUAACAAACUACAAAAUCCAGAAGCUGCACACGGCGUUUUGGUGUAUGCCAUGAAAAAUGCUAAGAUUGAUCUGAAAGUUCAGCAAAGAUGGUAUGAGAAACUGCACGACUGGGAAAAUGCCUUGAAUGCAUACGAAAAGAAAUACCAGCAAGAUCCGAAUGACAGCGAUCUUUUGUUAGGAAGAAUGAGAUGCUUGGAAGCUCUUGGCGAAUGGGGUGAGCUGCACAAAGUAGCAUGUGAAACAUGGCCUAACGUGAGUGAUGACACACGACAACAUAUGGCUCGUAUGGCUGCAGCCGCUGCCUGGGGUUUAGGUGAAUGGAAGAGUAUGGAAGAGUACACAUGCAUGAUACAAAGAGAAACACUUGAUGGGGCGUUCUAUAGGGCUGUUUUUGCACUGCACCAAAGCAACUUCACACGAGCAUCUAGCUGCAUCGACAGUGCCAGAGACCUGCUCGACACAGAGCUUACAGCCAUGGUCGGGGAAUCUUAUAACAGAGCUUACGGGGCGAUGGUUACCGUGCAAAUGUUAUCCGAGCUUGAGGAAAUAAUUCAAUACAAAUUGAUGCCAGAAAGAAGAGAGGCGAUAAAACAGGCCUGGUGGUUCCGUUUGCAGGGUUGCCAGCCAGUUGUCGAAGAUUGGCAAAAGAUUAUUCAAGUUCGCUCUUUGGUUCUUGAACCACAAGAGGACAUGCAGACUUGGCUCAAGUAUGCAAGUCUCUGCCGGAAAAGUAAAAGAUUGGCCCUUUCCCACAAAACGCUCGUCAUGCUGCUUGGUGUUGACCCAAGUAAAAGCCCGGACAUGCCGAUACCCGCCACAUACCCAGAAGUGACAUUUGCAUACAUCAAGCACAUGUGGAAAAAUGAUGAAAAGCAAGAAGCAUUUCAAAAACUGACUCACUUUGUCAAUUCGACACUCCAACAACAUACAAUGCACGCAAUUUCUCCCGACGAGAGAGACCAAGAACAAAGACAAGCUUUGCUUAAACUUCAAGCACGUUGUUACCUGAAAAUGGGUAACUGGAUGGUUGCACUUGAAGGCAUCAACAGUCGAACAAUACCCCUCAUAAUGCAGUAUCAUGGCAAAGCAACUGAAAGUGACAGGAAUUGGUACAAAGCCUGCCAUUAUUGGGCUUUGAUGAAUUACGAAGCUGUUCUGUACUACAAGCAUCGCAGUUCCACAACCGAUCUUAACCAAGCUGCUCAGGCGCAACCAGGUUCUCCAAAAGGAAGCUUGACUGCACCUGAAGUGGCCCAUUCGUACACUGUCCCAGCUGUACAUGGUUUCUUCAGAUCAAUUGCCCUUUCCAGUGGCAACUCGUUACAAGAUACACUAAGGUUGCUGACUUUAUGGUUUGAUUACGGCAACAGCCCAGAGGUCUACGAGGCAUUGGUUGAAGGGAUCAAAACUAUUCAGAUAGAUAACUGGUUGCAGGUCAUCCCGCAACUAAUUGCUCGCAUUGACACCCCAAGACAGUUAGUUGGCAGGCUGAUUCACCAGCUUCUAUCUGAUAUUGGGAAGCACCAUCCACAGGCUCUGAUAUAUCCUUUAGCAGUAGCCUCGAAAUCUGCAAGUAUUGCCAGACACAACGCUGCUAACCAGAUACUCAAAAACAUGUGCGAACAUAGUCAGAUUCUCGUCCAGCAAGCUAUGAUGGUGAGUGAAGAACUGAUUCGUGUUGCCAUUCUUUGGCAUGAGCUUUGGCAUGAAGGUCUUGAGGAGGCAUCUAGAUUGUAUUUUGGUGAGAGGAAUGUCAAGGGGAUGUUUGCAGUUCUGGACCCUCUGCAUCAAAUGAUGGAGCGUGGAGCGCAAACAUUAAAUGAAACGUCAUUUCAGCAGGCAUAUGGAAGGGAACUAAUGGAAGCCCAAGACUGGUGCAGAAAAUAUCAGAGAUCUGGAAAUACAAAAGAUUUAACACAAGCCUGGGAUCUAUAUUAUCACGUGUUCAGGAGAAUAUCGAAACAGCUUCCUCAGCUGACAUCCUUGGAAUUGCAAUAUGUCUCUCCGAAGCUGUUGACUUGCAGUGACCUGGAGCUGGCUGUUCCUGGCACUUACGAGCCUCAUAGACCAAUUGUUCAAAUCAAGCAAGUCAGUACGACUUUGAAUGUGAUUACGUCAAAGCAAAGACCAAGGAAACUAAGUAUCACUGGAAGUAACGAUCAGGAGUAUAUGUUCCUACUGAAGGGUCAUGAAGACUUGAGACAGGACGAGCGUGUUAUGCAGCUGUUCGGUCUUGUCAAUACUCUACUUGCAGCAGAUACAGAAACAUUCAAAAGACAUCUUGGAAUCCAAAGAUAUGCCGUGGUUCCCUUGUCCACCAACUCUGGCCUAAUUGGAUGGGUGCCUCAUUGUGAUACUUUGCACACACUGAUACGAGAUUACCGGGAAAAGAAGAAAAUACUGCUCAACAUAGAGCAUCGGAUUAUGCUAAGGAUGGCCCCAGGCUAUGACCACUUGACCUUGAUGCAGAAAGUUGAAGUUUUCGAGCAUGCUCUUGGUAACACAAGUGGCGAUGAUCUAGCUAAAGUUCUUUGGCUCAAAAGUCCAAGCUCAGAAGUAUGGUUUGAUCGUCGCACAAACUACACAAGAUCAUUGGCCGUGAUGUCAAUGGUUGGUUAUAUCCUUGGACUUGGUGACAGGCACCCUUCAAAUCUCAUGCUGGAUAGAAUGUCUGGCAAGAUUCUACACAUUGACUUUGGUGACUGUUUUGAGGUUGCAAUGACCCGGGAGAAGUUCCCAGAAAAAAUACCUUUCCGGCUGACCAGGAUGCUAACUAAUGCAAUGGAGGUGACUGGAAUCGACGGAAAUUAUCGCCUCACGUGCGAGAGUGUCAUGAAGGUCUUGCGAGAAAACAAAGACAGUGUCAUGGCUGUGCUGGAGGCAUUUGUCUACGAUCCAUUAUUGAACUGGAGACUUAUGGACACACCAAAAGGAAAGCGAUCUAAAGGAAGAUCGGAAUCUUAUUCUUCUCACAGUGAAACUAACGAUAUAUUGGAAAGCUUUGAAAUGACAAGGGAUCGGCCUCGGAAGCAACAGAAGGAAGUUAAUUCGGACCAGCCACGUGUUUCGGAUGACGAUGACAACACUAAGCCAGAAGCUCUUAACAAGAAAGCCCUUCAGAUUGUCAAACGGGUUAAAGAUAAAUUGACAGGUUGUGAUUUCAGCAGUGAUGGCUCAAUCGAUGUAAAGCCUCAAGUGGAUUUGCUGAUUAAACAAGCCACGUCACAUGAGAAUCUCUGCCAGUGCUACAUCGGAUGGUGUCCAUUUUGGUAGAUUAGCCUUCGUAAAAGGCUGGAUGAAUAAUUCACAAGGAGAACAUCAAAUCUGUUAUUUUGUAAUUAUCUUUUCCAGUGUAGAAUUUAUAGCCCUUGGUAUUGAAUUAUUGAAUAUGGUGAAAUCUGAUUAAUUUUCUUUCCAAAUUUAAUCCCAGUACUUGAUCAUAUUUCCUUCGCUUCUCAUCAAAAUUUUUCAUUCCAUCAAAUAAUAAAUUUGUAAUCCAAUACAAUGAUUAGGUUGUUGAAGUCUGAUGUUAAUAUUAUGGCGUGAUUAUUAUUGCGCACUGAAGAUUUUUGUUUAUAAAAGAGAGCUGGUAAAGAUACAGUUAUAAUUCAUUCCAGAUGUUAUAUCAGAUAAUCUCUUGUAAUACUACAAAUUCUUAGUCUAGAGCUAUGCUAUAGAUAGUUAAAUUGAAAUUACCAGGAUUUUUACACAAAUUGCUAUAAACCCUGGAAAUUGUAUACGCAAUUGUAUACGCGUCUCUAUCAUUGAAAAUUAUGAUGAUGAUUUUCUUCAUUUUAUAUUUUCAUGCAAUUUGUCUAGGACGUUAUUUUCAUGAAUAAACAUUUAAGUCAAAGAUCAUACAAAUACUUACAUUUUGAAAGGCAAGAGCCCUGUUAACCUGGUUUCGCCCUAGGUGCGUUUCAGUUGAAACUGUCGAUUUGUAGUGUAAAUUUGAAUCAAGGGCGAAGCAGGGUUAGUUUGAUAACGACGCAUGCGUAACACACACAAAAUUAAAGGUGAGGAUAGACAAAAUGGCGGCGAUCAACGUGUUAUUGUUUGUGAACUUUACAGAAUACAAUAAAUUGACUUUAAAACAAUUAUUCCGAGCGCGGCUUCGUACAAUGAGAAAACUUUGCAUUCGCGCUUUGCUUUGUUUUGCAUUCAGCGCCAUUUCUGUCAUUACGCAUGCGUCCUGAAGAAACUAACCUAGGUUCGCCCCAGGUUUGCGUUUACACCACACUUUAUCAAAACUAACCCAGGUUCGACCUAGGGCGAACCCACCUUUCCAGACGGGUUAACUUAACCUCGUGCGAACCUGGGUUAGUUGUCAUUUUUUGUGAUUUUUAGAACCCGUGAGUAUUUUGAAUUAGUUACGUAUUGUGACUAAAUGGUUGAUUUGCUUGAGUUGGCUAUCUUAUAUUUGUCCUACCGCCAACCUGAAGUUAUAGCCUAUACUGAUUUUAUAUACUGAUUUGAUGUCAAAAAAUGCUAUGGCCAGCCUUGUAUCACUGGAAGUAAGUCUCGCUUCUUACAUUAAUGACGUCAUUAGUUGUGAAUUUGUUGUUUGAUGAUAACAAUAAGUUUCGAUUCAGUUUCAA
This is a messenger RNA of Rhopilema esculentum, 9102 nucleotides long. Its product is annotated as serine/threonine-protein kinase mTOR. NCBI's taxonomy places the organism in Eukaryota, Metazoa, Cnidaria, Scyphozoa, Rhizostomeae, Rhizostomatidae. Gene Ontology annotation, molecular function: protein serine/threonine kinase activity; protein-containing complex binding; protein binding. The record is from RefSeq and is a predicted model, not a curated record. Gene Ontology annotation, biological process: TORC1 signaling; negative regulation of macroautophagy. Gene Ontology annotation, cellular component: cytoplasm; TORC2 complex; nucleus.